Messenger RNA from Cherax quadricarinatus, 715 nucleotides. The record is from RefSeq and is a predicted model, not a curated record. NCBI's taxonomy places the organism in Eukaryota, Metazoa, Arthropoda, Malacostraca, Decapoda, Parastacidae.
ACGAAGUAAGCACACAGUGGUGGCUUAUAAGGAUGCCAUUUAUGUCUUUGGAGGCGACAAUGGCAAAUGGAUGCUGAAUGAUCUGUUGCGCUUUGAUGUUAAAGAGAAGUCCUGGGGGCGAGCAUUUUCCACAGGCUCUCCUCCUGCUCCUCGUUACCAUCACUCAGCAGUGGUACACGAGUCUUCAAUGUUUGUGUUUGGUGGGUUUACUGGGGACAUCCAUAGCAACAGUAACCUCAAGAACCAGAAUGACCUUUUUGAGUAUCGCUUCCAAACAGGCCAGUGGAUAGAAUGGAAGUUCACUGGCAGAGCACCAGUACCACGGUCAGCUCAUGGUGCAGCAGUAUAUGAAGGGAAGCUGUGGAUAUUUGCUGGCUAUGAUGGCAACUUCAGACUCAAUGAUAUGUGGACCAUUCCUCUUGGGGGCGAUAACCGAAUGUGGGAAGAAAUCAGCCAAACAGGAGACUGUCCCCCCACCUGCUGCAACUUUCCAGUGGCAGUGGCAAGAGAUUCAAUGUAUGUCUUCAGUGGUCAAAGUGGGGCAAAAAUCACAAAUUCCCUCUUCUAUUUUACCUUCAAAGACCGAUGCUUUGACCUGACAGCCAAACAUGGUCUGGAUUCAACCAGCGCCAGACUCUCAAUUUCCCAUCUGGGCGACCUUCCAUGCAGCAGCGUUUUGGGUGAUGCGAUGUAUGCUUUGGUGGUCAGUAGAUAA